AUGGAACCAUCGAGUGGAAGUGCACAAAAUGUUCGUCCAAGUCGAGUGUACAAUCUGACUUGUGAGGACGCUGAGGCCGAUCCUGCAGUUAUUGAAGGUACACUGUUCUUUUCGAAUAUUCCAGUUCAUGCUUUAAUAGAUCCAGGUGCUACGCAUUCAUUCGUGUCGCAUGCAUCAGUAGAAGGAUUACAGUUAGAACCUAGGGAAUUGGGUUAUCAAAUGGUAAUAGCCACUCCUAUGGGUUCAACUCUAAGAACUGCGGUAGGAUGCCGCGAGUGUAAUUUUAAUAUGGGAUCGAAAAGUUUCAAGAUUGAUUUAGUGGUGUUAGACAUUCAAGAUUUCGACAUAAUUAUCGGUAUGGAUUUCCUAUCGCUACAUGAGGCUAAAAUAGAUUGUAAGAGUAAGACCGUGAGCUUACCCAAGCUUAACGGAGAGUGGAUUGUGUUCCAAGGUCAAAAUAGGAAGAUUAAGAGAGAAAAUGGCAUGACUUUGCACACGUUACAGACAACCAAACCCAAAUCAGGAAAGAAAAGUCUCGAGUUGGAAUCAGUGAGGGUCGUGAAUGAGUAUCCUGAGGUAUUUCCCGAGGAAUUACCAGGAUUACCUCCCCAAAGAGAAAUUGAAUUUUUGAUAGAUCUUGUACCAGGUACACAGCCAAUAUCCAUACCUCCGUACAAGAUGGCCUCUGCUGAGAUGAGGGAAUUGAAGGAGCAAUUACAAGACUUGACUAACAAAGGAUUUAUCAGACCAAGUGUGUCACCCUAG
Molecule: messenger RNA, 765 nt
Organism: Diospyros lotus (date-plum)
Lineage: Eukaryota; Viridiplantae; Streptophyta; Magnoliopsida; Ericales; Ebenaceae
Exons: 1
Coding region: 1-765 (254 amino acids)
Source: RefSeq, a predicted model, not a curated record